GUGCUUUGCCCAGCCUCAGUCUUCUGAAUUCUUCAAGCCAUGGACCAGUGUCUGCUGUCUCUCUAACUAAUCGAUCAGCCAUAGGAUUUCCUGAUACCACUGAUUUUCUUACUAAGCCAAGUGUUAGUUUACAUAGAUCACUGGGCAGUGUAUCCAAUCCAGCAGAUCUCCUCAGGAACUCUGACAGUAAUCUGUGUAGCAGCUGUGGACACCAAAUACUCAAAUAUGUUUCAACAUGUGAACCCGAUGGUACAGACCACCACAGUGAAAAAUCAGGUGAAGAAGACAACAGUGUUUUCUCAAAAGAACCAUUGAACAUUGUGGAAACUCAAGAAGAAGAGACAGUGAAGAAAGACUACAGGGAAUUGUUUUUGGAAGGUGAUAAUCACCUAAUGGAAGAGGCACAGCAACCAAAUAUUAACCCGGAAGCGUUACUGGACCCAAUGUUAGAAGAUUGUGAUUCGUUAAUAGAAAAGAUGAGCCACUGGAAUUUUCAGAUUUUUGAGCUUGUAGAAAAGAUGGGAGAAAAAUCAGGACGUAUUCUCAGUCAGGUUAUGUAUGCUUUAUUUCAAGAUACUGGUUUAUUGGAAACAUUUAAAAUUCCCACUCAAGAAUUUAUGAAUUAUUUUCGUGCAUUAGAAAAUGGCUACCGAGACAUUCCAUAUCACAAUCGUGUGCAUGCCACAGAUGUCCUACAUGCUGUUUGGUAUUUGACAACACGACCAAUUCCUGGCUUACAGCAGAUUCAUAAUAACCUUGAAACAGAAACCAAAGCAGAUUCAGAUGGUAGACUUAGUCCUGGGCAGAUUGCUUACAUUUCUUCGAAGAGUUGCUGUAUUCCAGAUAUGAGUUAUGGCUGUCUAUCUUCCAACAUUCCCGCAUUAGAAUUGAUGGCUUUAUAUGUGGCAGCUGCCAUGCAUGACUAUGAUCACCCAGGAAGAACAAAUGCGUUUCUAGUGGCUACAAAUGCACCUCAGGCAGUUUUAUACAAUGAUAGAUCUGUUCUAGAAAAUCAUCAUGCUGCAUCAGCUUGGAAUCUGUAUCUUUCUCGCCCAGAGUACAACUUCCUCCUUCACCUUGAUCACAUGGAAUUCAAACGUUUUCGUUUUUUAGUCAUAGAAGCAAUCCUUGCUACAGAUCUCAAAAAACAUUUUGAUUUCCUUGCUGAAUUCAAUGCCAAGGCCAACGAUGUAAACAGUAACGGUAUAGAAUGGAGCAGUGAGAACGAUCGCCUCUUAGUCUGCCAGGUGUGCAUCAAACUCGCAGAUAUCAACGGCCCAGCCAAAGAGCGAGAUCUACAUUUGAGAUGGACAGAAGGCAUUGUGAAUGAAUUUUUUGAGCAGGGAGAUGAAGAAGCAACCCUGGGUCUACCCAUUAGUCCCUUCAUGGACCGUUCUUCUCCUCAACUAGCAAAACUCCAAGAAUCUUUUAUCACCCACAUUGUGGGGCCCCUGUGCAACUCCUAUGAUGCUGCUGGCUUGCUGCCUGGUCAGUGGAUAGAAGCAGAAGAGGGUGAUGAUACAGAAAGUGAUGAUGAUGAUGAUGGUGAAGAGUUAGAUUCAGAUGAUGAAGAAUCAGAAGGCAAUCUAAAUCCUAAACCACAAAGAAGGAAAGGUAGGCGGCGAAUAUUUUGCCAACUAAUGCACCACCUCACUGAAAACCAUAAGAUAUGGAAGGAAAUCAUAGAAGAAGAAGAAAAAUGUAAAGCUGAGGGGAACAAACUGCAGGUGGAUAAUGCCUCCUUACCUCAGGCAGAUGAGAUUCAGGUUAUUGAAGAAGCAGAUGAAGAGGAAGAACAAAUGUUUGAAUGAAAAGAAAACUCAUGCUGAAGAAGCCUGGGGUGCUGUUCCCAGGGUCAUUACCCAAUGCUCACUGUACUGAUUCUCAACUGACCAUUCCCAUGUGGACAGGCCUUAAUACUGUGAGAGGAUCCUUGCUACCCUGGCAGUUCUCACUCCUAAGCACUUUCAUUACAAACUAGAGACUGAUUCUUAGAGCUUGCUGCAGUUGACUCAUGCUGCAAAGCCUUCCUCAAAGCCUUCACUGGUGUGUAAAUAGUAUGUCAUAAUGCUGCUUUGCUGGAUAGUGUGCUCUUAUUUCUCACAAUGAGGGAGGGCUAAAACUGAAAAGUCAAGUGACUUCAGUUUUCGAAGUGUCCGUAAUUCAUUUAUAAAAACAGGAUUCAUCUUGUAUUUCCAAAUAUAUCUUUUAUGUCUUUGUUUGGGGGUGGGGUGGGGCAAGAAACAAACCUCUAUGCUUAAUCCAAAAAGGAAUUCAUUGUGGCCUUUCUGAGUGAUUACUGCUCCUGGCAGUACACUGUUCAAUGUGGUUCUCCUAGCUUCAUCCAUGAAGGACUGAGGACCUUUGUUAUAUUUAACAAAACCCGGAUGCAUCAAUUUCUGAUGCUUUUUAUUGUUGUGUAUAAUCUACUCAUGUGUUUUAUUUCUGUCUAAAGUAUUCAGGUUUGCUGUGGACAUCAGAAGUCUGAAUUCUACUCUUACUGAUUUUGUUCCAUGGUUGAAUUUUAAAAAUGUUUAACAAUGAAGGAGCGUUAUUCUUUAUUCAAAACUGUUCUUAUUUUUAUUCUUGCUCAGGAUAAGUAAUUUUACACAUUAAUUAUUAUAAACAUGGCAUAGAUUUGCCAGAAAAAAACCAUUUUGUCCUAGUAUUGAUGUUACCUUUUAUGAAAUAAAUACCAUUUUAUUUUAAUUAAAGCCAAGAAAAAGGAGAUGUCUAUCUUUGCCUUAAUGGAAAAUCAAAUGAAACCAAUCCCAUUGAAGGUAAUGCCUAAAUAAUUAGUUAUCUUUAUAUAUGUGUCUUAGGUGUCUUGUAUUCUUGUGUCUGGUAUAGUAAAACUGACAUUUUUUGUUGUUAAUAUCUUUCCGCUUCAAGAGUACAUGGCAGAGAUGACACAUCACUAUGUAGUAAUACAGUCCCGGAGGAAGACUGAAUUUUGAAGUGAAGUACAUGACGGGAAUGCAUAUUAAUUUUUCCAUAAAAUGCUAUGAAUAGUUCAAUAAAUAAUUCAAUAAAAUGCAUAUAAAUAAAUAAUUUACUAGAAAACAGAUCACAUACUUAUAUAACCUCAUUAGAGUGCAGUUAUGUCUCCCUAGUUACGAAAAAUUUUUGAAGCUAUUCAAAGCAACAAAAAUAUCAAAAUGGUAAACUGAUUUCUCAUUAUCCUUUAAGACCAUACAAUAUUUUUGAGCCAUUGAAUUUUGUGCACAGUUAACUGUCAGUUUCCACAGUAGCUCCUAUAUAGUGUGAUGCUGGAGUUGUCUACAAGGCUGCAGUUAAAGAUCAGUUGGAGUACUGGUAUUUUUGAUCCUGCAGGUACCAUUUUUAAUGAAUCACUACACUUUAUUUAUUAAACAUGUUGACUGCUGAAUUCUUUCCUGUCACUUUUGCUACCAUAACCACAUCAUUUGUAAUCUGGUCCUACCAUAUAUUACUAAGUAAUAAAAUUUUAAUUGAUAGUCUAUUGAAUUUGCAUUUAUAUAA
Molecule: messenger RNA, 3501 nt
Organism: Grammomys surdaster
Lineage: Eukaryota; Metazoa; Chordata; Mammalia; Rodentia; Muridae
Product: cGMP-inhibited 3',5'-cyclic phosphodiesterase B-like
Exons: 11
Biological process (GO): signal transduction
Cellular component (GO): membrane
Molecular function (GO): protein kinase B binding; 3',5'-cyclic-AMP phosphodiesterase activity
Source: RefSeq, a predicted model, not a curated record